AUGGCCAGCUCACCUUUUAGCAACUCGUCGGCAAGAUAUCGCCUAACUGACCUUUCACGGGGGCAUCGGCUGUGGAGCGCCGCAUUCGCCGCAAAGAGUAUUCAGCCAAUGGACGUAUUGGCCGAAUUCAAGGGGCUGAAGAUCAAAAAGACGGCGACCCUACAGCGGGUAGCGACCUACCGCAAGAUGAACUUUCACGGUUGCGGCGUGUUCGCCGCUGACAUUAUUCAGCCAAUGGAUGCAUUGGCCGAAUAUACAGGGGAGAGGGUCACGAGGACGGUGGCCGGACAGCGGGUAGCGGCCUACCGCAAGAUGGACUUCCACGGUUGUGUCGUUCAAAUUGCGGGAGACUGCUACUUGGACUCGGUGACGGUCGACCCGUUGGCGGAGGGCUGCUCCCCGCGCCUGUUCAACCACUCGUGCCAGCCGAACACGUACCUGCACACGGUGGCGGUCGGGCAGGGGCAGUCCCAGGAAAAGCGCGUGUUCGUGUGCUCCCUCAAGAGCAUCGAGGCAGGGCAGGAGCUUUUUCUCUCGUACCCCGCCCCGGGCACGGUCGGACUGGGGCCGGCGGUGAACAAUCGCGGUUUCCAAUGUAACUGUGAGGCCUGUAGAGCGACUUCCCUCUGA
Molecule: messenger RNA, 630 nt
Organism: Ectocarpus siliculosus
Lineage: Eukaryota; Phaeophyceae; Ectocarpales; Ectocarpaceae
Source: the annotation of a GenBank genome assembly